Microcebus murinus (gray mouse lemur) is the source of this 6483-nucleotide messenger RNA. RefSeq names its product AAA ATPase AFG2A (gene AFG2A). NCBI's taxonomy places the organism in Eukaryota, Metazoa, Chordata, Mammalia, Primates, Cheirogaleidae. Gene Ontology annotation, molecular function: ATP binding; ATP hydrolysis activity. The record is from RefSeq and is a predicted model, not a curated record. Gene Ontology annotation, cellular component: cytoplasm.
CCCCGGAAGUUUUUGGUGAAGCGCGCACGUUGAGCUGGCUUCGCCGGGGCUGCCUGGGGAUCAUGUCUUCCAAGAAGAACAGAAAGCGGUUGAGCCAAAGCGCGGAUCAUGGUUCGCCCUCGCUCGCUGCUGCUUCCUCUCGUGCGGGAGCCUCGGCUCCUUCUGCUGGCUCAGACUUCGCGGCGGCAGCCGGGACUCUGGUGGUGACCAACUUCCUAGAAAAGGAUGACAAAAUUCCUAAAACAUUCCAGAAUUCUCUUGUUCAUCUUGGACUCAACACUAUGAAGUCUGCAAAUAUAUGUAUAGGUCGACCAGUGUUGCUUACCAGUUUGAAUGGAAAGCAAGAGGUCUAUACAGCCUGGCCUGUGGCAGGAUUUCCUGGAGGCAAGGUUGGCCUGAGUGAAGUGGCACAGAAGAACGUGGGCGUAAGGGUUGGCGAUGCCAUCUGGGUACAGCCUCUGGUGGGUGCUGUGCUACAGGCUGAGGAAAUGGACGUGGCACUGAGUGACAAAGAUAUGGACAUUAAUGAAGAAGAACUGACUGGUUGUAUCCUGAGAAAACUAGAUGGCAAGAUUAUUUUACCAGGCAACUUUCUGUAUUGUACAUUCUAUGGACGACCAUGCAAGUUGCAAGUGUUGCGAGUGAAAGGGGCGGAUGGCAUGAUGUUGAAAGGGCCUCAGAAUGACUCUGACACUGAUGCCCAUAGAGCGGCCUCUGAACGGUCAAGCAUGGAAACCAGUAGCCUGGAUUUAUCCUUACAGCUAAGCCAGUUAGAUCUGGAAGAGCCCCAGAAUCCAGUAUCAAGAAGUACUCCUUGUAAACCUGUAGACAACAAACUUAUAAAGAAAGCUGGUGAUGUUUCAUUGGAUGUUACACAGAGCCCUAGGGAUGGCAGUGGACUUGGACUGGAGGAAGUAACAGGUCUUAAAUGUAGUUUUGAGUCUGCCAGAAAAGGAAAUAAGCAACUUAAAAAUGACGAGAGACUGCUAAAAUCCACCAACAUGGGAGCAAAGUGCAAUACGGAUACUUUUUAUUUUAUUUCUUCAACAACAAGAGUCCGUUUUAUAAAGACUCGUACAAACUCAAAAGAGCAAGAUAACCAAUUCAGAGUAACUUACGACAUGAUAGGAGGCUUAAAUAGUCAGCUGAAAGUAAUUAGAGAAAUGAUUGAAUUGCCUCUCAAACAGCCCAGACUUUUCAAGAGUUAUGGAAUUCCUGCCCCUAGAGGAGUGUUACUCUAUGGCCCUCCAGGUACUGGAAAGACAAUGAUUGCCAGGGCUGUUGCUAACGAAGUUGGAGCCUAUGUAUCUGUAAUUAAUGGUCCUGAAAUUAUAAGCAAAUUCUAUGGUGAGACUGAAGCAAGGUUACGUCAGAUAUUUGCUGAAGCCACUCUACGGCACCCAUCAAUUAUUUUUAUUGAUGAGCUGGAUGCACUUUGCCCUAAAAGAGAGGGGGCUCAGAAUGAAGUGGAAAAAAGAGUUGUAGCUUCACUCUUAACACUAAUGGAUGGCAUUGGUUCAGAAGGAAGUGAAGGACAAGUGUUGGUUCUUGGGGCCACAAAUCGCCUGCAUGCUUUGGAUCCUGCACUCCGAAGACCUGGACGAUUUGAUAAAGAGAUUGAGAUUGGCAUUCCUAAUGCUCAGGACCGGCUAGAUAUUCUCCAGAAACUGCUUCGAAGGGUACCCCAUUUGCUCACUGAAUCUGAACUGCUGCAGCUGGCAAAUAGUGCUCAUGGAUAUGUUGGAGCAGACUUGAAAGCCUUGUGUAAUGAAGCAGGUCUCUGUGCCAUGCGGAGAGUCCUGAGGAAACAGCCUAACCUCCCUGAUAGUAAAGUUGCUGGCAUGGUGAAGAUUACUCUGAAUGAUUUCUUACAGGGAAUGAAUGACAUCAGGCCCAGUGCCAUGAGGGAGGUAGCAGUUGAUGUUCCAAAUGUAUCCUGGUCAGACAUAGGAGGACUAGAAAAUAUCAAACUGAAAUUGAAACAGGCUGUUGAGUGGCCCUUGAAACAUCCAGAGUCUUUUGUCCGAAUGGGUAUUCAGCCACCUAAAGGAGUUCUUCUGUAUGGGCCACCUGGAUGUUCUAAAACAAUGAUAGCAAAGGCUUUGGCCAAUGAGAGUGGACUGAAUUUUCUAGCUAUAAAGGGGCCUGAGUUAAUGAAUAAAUAUGUUGGCGAAUCUGAAAGAGCAGUUAGAGAGAUCUUCCGAAAAGCGAGAGCAGUGGCUCCUUCCAUUAUUUUCUUUGAUGAACUUGAUGCCUUAGCAGUUGAAAGGGGAAGUUCCUUAGGUGCUGGGAAUGUAGCCGACCGUGUUUUGGCUCAGCUGUUAACGGAAAUGGAUGGGAUUGAACAACUAAAGGAUGUGACAAUUUUGGCAGCUACUAACCGCCCGGAUAGGAUAGAUAAGGCUUUGAUGCGGCCUGGAAGAAUUGAUAGAAUCAUCUAUGUACCCUUACCAGAUGCAGCAACAAGAAAGGAAAUAUUUAAUCUGCAGUUUCACUCUAUGCCAAUCAGUAAGGAGGUUGACUUGAAUGAACUAAUUCUCCAAACUGAUACAUACUCAGGAGCGGAGAUUAUAGCUGUCUGUAGAGAGGCAGCUCUUCUGGCUCUAGAAGAAGACAUUCAAGCCAACUGCAUUAUGAAAAAGCAUUUCACUCAAGCCUUGAGCACUGUGACACCUAGGAUUCCUGAGUCAUUGAGACGUUUUUAUGAAGAUUAUCAAGAGAAGAGUGGGCUCCACACACUCUAAGAAAAUAUACAUGUUCAUUAUGGAAAAAAUCCUUUAUAGAGAAAAUUUGUUUCUUUUAAAAAUUUUUGUCUUGAGAAUGUUCAGAAAAAUCCUUAAUAGGCAAAUUGUCUAAAAUAUGUUCACUAGAAUUGAGGGGCUUCAGUUCUUAUAGAUAUUUUGAAUUAUAUGUGUACAUGGUUCAGACUCAGGGCAUGAGUUUAAAUCACUUUUAUCUGGAAUUCUGUGGUAAGUUUUAAAAGCAAAUGUUUAGCUUUUUAAUUUUUGACCUGGUCUGUUCAUCUCAUGAAACGAUUUAGUUACUUCAGAAUCUGUUUCAGUGUCCUCCUGAAUGCCAAACCUGUGGGCAUCAAUUUUAUAUAAGAACAUAGAAAAUGUAUAUGGAGAAAUGCAUAGUGAAAAAUAUUCACAAUUUUAUUUUGGAAUGCCAGCUGAUGAUAUGACCAAAUGUGCCAGCCAGGCUUACGUGCCCUUGUUUCCAAAUAUGUGUUCUCAUUAUAGUUCACACCUGCAUUUUCCCUUUAGCUUUCUUAACCUGUACCUAUGGCAAAAAAUUUCAAAAGUUAAGCAUUAUUUCAUAUAAUACAAUGCCCUUUGAAAGUUUAAAAAAUUAUAAGUGUAAGCCCAAUCUAAGUCUAGAGCAGCAGGCAUGGUUUUUUUUCCAUGAAGUGCUAUAAACAAAUCAUAUGGAGUGUUCAUGUUUUAACUCGUACAUAUUUUCAGGUUACCAGUAAACUUUUCAGUUCAAAAGUAAGCCAAAUUAUACUAUUAAUCAUAUCAUCUUCUGUUGCAUUCUAAAUAUGUGUAUUUAUACUCCUACUUAUUUUACCUUAGGAUUUCCUGACACUUUAAUACUCCAUAAAUACACUUGAAAAAGCUUUCAGACAGUGAUUCUCUGACUUUCAGAUCAGAAGCUGGCAAUGGAAAGAAUGCUCACUUAAACGUGGUCACUAUAGAUCUUUGAAAAUCCCUGGAAAGACAAGUUAGACAAGAAAUACCUGAUUAUCAAAAUACUGGCUUUGUGGUAGUAGAUAUAACAGUUUUGUGGUAGUAGAUAUUCUGAAGUCACAUCUCAACUAUUUCAUCCUGUGGCUAUCAGAAAUAAAUCACCCAAAGGACUAAGAAUAUUACUAUUUAGAACUGUGUUGUCAGAUAUAAUAACCACUAAUUACACAUGGCUAUUUAAAUUGAUUAAAAUUAAAUAAUACUAAAAUUUUAGUUUAUCAGACAUGUUAGCCAUAUUUCAAAUACUCAAUAACCACAUGUGAUAAGGUUCUACCAUACUGGACAGAAUAGAUUAUAGAACAUUUCCAUCAUUCACAAAGUUCUAUAGGACACUGCUGAUGUAGAAAAUAAGACACAUUGAAAUAAAUAGAACCUCAAAAUUAUCUUCUUGCUUUUUAUUUUCCUUUUUUAGUUAUUAAAAGAAAUACGAAAAUAGAGUCACUUAACUUCUUCCCUAUUAAAUGGAUGGCUGAGGGUACAAGAAUAUAAGAGAAAAAUUUAUCCCCAAGGGCCUUAACAAGAAAAUAAAAGAAAUAUGAUUCCCAAUAAAAUGAAAACUAAGAGGGUAAGUUGAAAUGACACUGAGGCCCUGGGGCUGUGAGCUAGGGGCUGGGGAGGAGGGUAACAAUCUCUGUCAACAAAGAGUUCAGAUGUUAAUGGCCACUCACAGCUUUCAGUGCAUAUGACAUAUGAAGUUAUAAUUGAACCUCACAUAAUGCCCAGAUCUUCAAUGACCAACACCCUCAGUGUAAGGUAGCCUAGAAAAGAAAUUCACUUGCUGGCCAGGAAGAGCACAAGGAACCUAAAAUAAAAUAAAUAAGAGGCCCCUCUGUGAAUUCUGACUGUGGGCUUAAACUGUCCAUGGCUUCAAGGUUUGAAUUCACACUACCUUCUAAUUCACAGAACUGUAAAACCUAGAAAUUGACAUAGAAACAUGGCUCCAGUGUAGAAAUAUCCUUGGGGUAACUAGAAGUUGUACUAGUUAGAGGAAUAGCCUCAUGUCGGCCACAGAGGAUUCCAACAGCUAACACUCUGCUUACAAAGAGCUUGUAAUCCCAAAGGAUACAGAGCAGUGGUGCCUUAUGUCUGCUGGUAGGAGCAUAAAUUUGUACAACCACUUUGCAAAGCAAUUGGCAUUUCUAGUAAUGUUGAAGACCUUAUAAUCCAACAGUUCUCUUAGGUGCAUGUCCCAGAGCAAGUAUCACAUGUGUGCAAUGAGAUAAUGAAUAAGAAAGUUUAUAGCACCAUUAUUUGUAAGUCAUAAGAACUUGGAAAUCUAAAUAUUCAUCAAUAAGAGAAUGGAUUUAUAUGGAAUAGUCAUAUAAUGGUAUACUAUGGCAAUAAAAAAUAAUUAGAGCUACAUGAAAAACAGGGAUGAAACUCAGAAACAAAAUUGAGCAAAAAAAGGCGUGUUUUAGAAGACCAUGGUAAUUAUUUAAAGUUUAAAGAGUGAAAAAUAAUAUGCAUUGUUUAUGGGAAAUUAUAGUGAAAGACUACAUAAAUGGAAAAGAAAAACACCAAAUACUGGGAGGAAUUUCCUCAUAGGAGAAAAGUUGGGGUACUUCAAUUGUAUCAGUAAUGUUUUUCAUAUCUUCAGCUGGCCAAUGGCAAUACAGAUGCUGAUUUAAUAUAGUCUACACAUUUUGUAUACCUAAGUAUUUUGUGGCAAUUUUUUAAAGAUGGGCCUCAAACCAACACAAUCAUAUCAUUCAGCUCAAUUCCAUGGAUUUUGAUAUAUUCAUAGUACUCAGAACCCCAUAUGUUUGGAAAAUCAGGAGUGUUGUGUAUGAUGGAAUAAAAUGCAGGAAGUCAAAUAAGAGAUCAAGUUUUUAGGACCCAGGAAACAAGUUGAGAGAAAAUUGUUGAUGCAAGUUAAUGUGUAGGUGAUACUCUCAUAUACUUACAGCAUGGGAGACAUUAAAUGUGGGCGUAAGACAUCUGUUUCCGUAGCAUUGUAGUCCUGCAAAGGCAUUAGAAGUUAAAUUUAAAAAUAUUUUAGAGCACUACAUCUUUAACUGUCAUAAACCAAUUAUUUAUAUCUCCAGAUAACCGAUUAUUACCCUUAGAAGGGCAUGCUAUUCCUUUAUUUGAAGUUUGUACCCUUUUUCCAGUAGUAACUGAAAAUCUGAGUCACACAAAAGAGGAGGUCAGAUGUCACUAAUAGCAGUUUAUUCCACCUUCAUCUCCAUGAGGGUUUUACUUCUAAUUCCAAAGUCUUAAAUGUUUAUGGAUUUAAAAGAGUGUAUGAUCCUCUUAUUUGGCUUUGCUUGUGAUAGAAUACGUGAGAAAAAAAUGAGUGGCUUCCUGUCUUAGGAAAACAAUUUCCUUUUUGGCAUCUGUUUGUUCAAAAGUUUGCCUUUGGUCCAGAUUCUUUUGGAAUUUCAGGGAUGUUCGCAUUGACGUGUCUUUUCAGAGUCCCUGGAGAUUUUAGUUUGAAUGGUAUAGUUAAUUUUUCUUCUAACAGUGAAACUUAGAAGAAUGGCUUCUAACUUUUCCUUCUUCAUAGCCAAGAAAGUGCCCUAACUUAGCUUGAAAAAUACUUAAUUGUCUUAUUUCUAAUGUGUCAAACAGGUUUUACAAAUAAUGUAUAGGUUUUUCAUUUUUGAAAAAUGAUUGAAUUUAAAACAAGUUUAUGUUUAAUUUAUCUUAAUGUGGAGAAGGCUACAGAAAAGUUGCUGUAGAGAUAGAAUAAAGUUAUUUCCCUUGUCUGUUAAUAAAGUUCCUGAAUGUGAGAUUA